Messenger RNA from Symbiodinium natans, 585 nucleotides. The record is from the annotation of a GenBank genome assembly. Lineage: Eukaryota; Dinophyceae; Suessiales; Symbiodiniaceae.
AUGUCAUCUUGGGCAAAGUCAGCGGUUUUCCUGCACAGCCUUUGUCUCGCUUCAGGAUUGCGGGCAGAAGUCUUCUACAACACCAGCCUGCCAAUGCCACAGUGUGGUGACUGGUACAACAGCUUGCCGAGCACUUUCCUUGGCUUUGGUAGCAGGAAGCGCCAGGAGUACCUGAAUGCAAAUCCCGAUCCUUGUGCGGCUGGCGGUCUGGAAUGUUGUAAAGGCAAGUGCAGCAUGAAAGGUUGCAAGACGGAUGUCAGCUGUUCACAAUGCAAGAGUCUCCUGAGUGAUGUGCCAGCCAAUUUGGCCAAAGGUUUUUGUGAGGAUUCCAAGAGUUGCAACAAAGUCUGGCAUGGGUGCAAAUUCUUUGCAGGCUCUUGUGAAAGUGCACGGCAGCCAUGCUGGAAGUGCACCUCGUUCUACCGCACUGAGAGUCCGGAAGAUGCCCAAGCAGCCUGUGAGGAUAGAACGCUUUGCUACUAUCCUGGCAAUGCCCAUACCCACUCUGACGGCUAUUGCAAGUGGACCGCGGAGUUUCGCAAGUGCGACGUGGAUGAAGGUUCUCGCGUGUAUAGAGUUCCUUGA